CAACCCCUCCCAUCUGAGAGAGCUGGACCUGAGGGACAACAACAUGAAGGAUUCAGACGUGAAGCAGCUGUGUGAUCUGAAGGAGAGUCCAGAAUGUAGACUGGAUACACUUGAAUGGAGGAAGUCUUACUAAGAGGGAUCAGAAAGUUUGAUGUGUUGAGACCUGAUGUGGAGUCCUCCAUCAUCCCUGUGUGUUCCUCUGGACCUGACAGAGUAUCAACAGUGUAUCUGGCAGAGAUGGGAAUGGCAGAUCCAGACUCUCAGUCUCCAGCUGAGGUUUCUCCCCCAGCUCGGAGCUCUGAACCGGGCCUGAACGGUUCGGCUCCUCCCCCGGACACGGAGCUCCAGGCGGGAGGACAGGGAGUCCCUGGGGGGGAGGAAGAGGAGGAUGGAGUAGAAGACCCAAGGCCCAGACCUCCUCUGCUUUACCUCCGCAAAGAUGCGGCUGGCAGAGGACAUCGGCGAAUAGGAAGCCAGAACCUGAGAGCCAUCAAUCACAUGACUUCUCCGGCAGCUGCUCCGCCCCCGACCACCAGCACCUCGGUGUCCGGUAAACGGGCCGUGCUGUUGUCCAACGAGGCGAGGAGAGAGAUAGCGAAGCAGGCGAGGGCCAUGAAGGAGGAGAGGCGAGCCGCGCUGGACGCCCGACACAAAUACCUGAUCGGCAGGUUGGUGGACGCCGGGACUCUGGGCGAGCCGGAGGUGGAGGAAACCCUCGUCUCUGACAACAAGUUCAGUCUCAUCGAGGAGUUCUUCGCUGCGAACGGAUCCAAGAAGUUGAUUUUCUUCUAUCAGAAUGUGACGCAGAAUCCGUCCUCCAGUUUUUCGUCCUGUGUGGACGCAGCGACUUCAGCUCAGAGGAAACUCUUCAUCACCACAGGGAGCUCCGAGCCUUUACUGGGGAAGUGCCUUUUCUUCCUGAGAACCACUGAGAAGGCGAUAACCACCGCUAACGUACAGCAGGAGGUGAACUUCGGCAUGCUGGACUGCAGCGACGGCAGCAUCCUGACCAGUCUGGAGACUCUGCUGGCUCACAUCAUGAUACCGGCCCUCCGGUCCCAGCAGGCGUGGGGCUCUGUGCAGGAGGGCGCCUCCUGUCCAGACGUCCAGUCCUUUCUGUCCUCGGUGGACCAGUUCGUCAGUAAUCUGAGCUCGGCCAGAGUCAACAUGGAGAGAAAGUUCCAACUGCAGCAGGUGGAACUUCCCGAGGUCAUCGGCCAGCUGAGCAGCCCUGCAGACUACACCGCCGCAGCCAAUAACAGCGAGCUGGUGGAGCGUCUGGAGGGCGUGGUCUCAGUGUGGACCAAUCAGAUCAAGCAGGUGCUGACGGAGAGCGAGCAGAUGAGGAAGGAGGCGGAUGACGUGGGACCAUCAGCUGAGCUGGAGCACUGGAAGAGACGCAUGGUCACCUUUAACAGUCUGAUGGAGGAGGUGAAGCGUCCUCAGGUGAAAAGGACUCUGGGAGUUCUGCAGGUCACCAAGUCCAGAACUCUACGAACCUGGAGAGAACUGGAUGGGAACAUCACCGUGGUAGCCAACGAGGCCAAAGACAACGUCAAGUACCUCUACACCCUGGACAAGUUCUUCGGACCGCUGGGGAAAUGCACUCCGACCAGUAUGCUGGAGCACAUCCCGGGCCUGAUGACCAGCAUCAGGAUGAUCCACACCGUGUCCCAGUACUACAACACCUCUGAGAGAAUGACCUCGCUGCUGCUCAAAGUCACCAACCAGAUGAUCGCCACCUGCAGGGGCUACCUGGCGCAGGGCGCCGCCCGCAUCUGGGACCACAGCAGGCCAGUGCUGCUGCAGCGUAUCUCUGCCUGCUGUAACCUGAACGUGGAGUACCAGAGGAGCUUCCAGACGGUCAGAGACAAACUGAGAGAAAAGCCUGAAAACAGACAGUUUGACUUCAGUGAGAACUGCAUCUUCGGGAAGUUUGAUGCUUUCUGCAGACGUCUGGAGAAGAUCGCCGACAUGGCGUCCUCUCUGGAGAGUCUGGCUGCUCUGGAGCACAUGAAGGUGGAGGGAGCUGAGAAGAUCUACCUUCGCUACCAGAACAUCGUCUCCGUGACCACGUCCAAGACCUACGACGUCCUGGACCACCGCAAGCUGGAGUUUGACAGUGACUACGCAGACUUCCAGCUCCAGGUCCAGAGUCUGUUCCAGUCUCUUCAGUCUCUGCUGGACUUCUGGUUCCGUCAGCCUCUCACUACAGAGCGGAUGCUGGAGCUGCUGGAGGUCUUUGAGUCCGGUCCGGGGUCUGGUCUGGACCUGAAGCAGCACCACCUGCUGCUGCUGCAGCGCUACAGCAGAGAGCUGGAGCUGCUGAGGAAGACCUACCAGAGACAGAGAGACAGGCCGCCCAUCGGACGCAACCUGCCCCCGGUGGCGGGACGGAUCCUGUGGUGCCGUCAGCUCUUCAGGAAGCUUGAAGCUCCAAUGUUGAUCCUGAAGAAGAAGCUUGACGUCCUCAAGGGACCAGAGAUGACCAAAGUGAUCCGGAGCUACAACAAGAUUGCCGUGGUGCUGCUGCAGUACGAGUUGCUGCACCUGCAGGGCUGGAGUCAGGCUGCAGAGAGCGCACCGCACUGCCUGAGCGCCGCCCUGCUGGUCCGACACGAGAACAGCAAGGAGGUUUCUGUGAACCUGGACCCUGUGGUGCUGGAGGUGCUGCAGGAAGCCCGCUGGAUGAGCAAACUCGGGGUGACGGUGCCAAAGGUCAUCCUAAAAAUGACUUUAAGAGAAGCGUCGGUCAAAGCUCUGUACAAGCGGCUGCUGGAGUUGCUCCAGGAAUACGGCUCGGUGGUCGCCAGGAUCCCUCCUUCCCUCCUCCCUCUGAUGCAGCCCUUCAUCGGCCGGGUGGAGGUGGCUCUCUCCCCCGGGCUCACCACGCUGUCCUGGACCGCUCUCAACACGGACUCGUUCAUUGAGAGUGCGUACGGGGCUCUGAAGGAUCUGGAUCAGGUAUCCAAAGUGGCCACGGACCUGUUGGAGUGUCGCAUCGGCCGGCUGCUCCAGGCCAUGUCGUCCUGCCGUCUGCUGGUCCUGCCCGAAGACUCGCCCGUCUCCCCUCAGGACCUCCUGCUGCAGACAGACAGCUCCGUCCAAGCUGCUGCUGUCGCUCUCAACUGGCAGAGUCAGCAGGUAGAGAAAUAUGUGUUUGAGCUGAUUGAUGAGCUGAAGAGGAAGAUGAAGACGUCUGAGACUGUUAAUCUGGAGGGAUCUUUCCAGUGUCUCCAUCCAGACUCCAAACAGAAGACGCGCUGUCAGUCUUGUCUUCCUUGUCGUUUCUACAACCUGAUUGGUCAGCUCUGUCAUCGUAACACUGAAGCCCUGGUCAAAGCCACCAAAUCCUCUCUGGACGCCCUGAGGAGAAGACUUCAUGUCCCAAAAUACCAGCCCCCCUCCUCCCCCUCCUCUUCCUUCUCCUCAUUCGGCAGCAGCCAAUCAGCUCCUCCUCCUCCUCUCUUCAGAGCCUCCAUCCAGCUCGCCAUCCCCAGCAUCGUCCUCAGACCCAGCCUUGACGACAUCCAGACUACAGUGAACAAGCUGGUGAGUGUUGUGUUGUCUGUGACCAAAGACAUCCCUCUGUGGACGUUCUCUCACCUGCAGUACAAGCAGCAGCAGGUGGAGCAGGCGGCGGUCCGUGAUGCUGGAGACGACAUCCUGGUGAAGCCACCGGUGCUGAGGCCUCUGGACAGACAGCUGGCCGAACACAGAGACAUCAUCAAGUUGGUGAUGCAGCUCAGCUCCGUUGUUUCCUCUCUGAGAGAUCAAGCUGCUGAAACUCUCAACGACCUCACACACUUCUCUACUCUGUGGAACCAAGACCCAGAGGAGCAGGUGCAGGCCUUCCUGCAGUCCGACCCCUCACUGACGGAGUUCAGCGCCCAGAUCUCCUUCUACUCUACGCUGGAGGUGCAGAUUUCGGAGCUGCCGGCGUCCUGCACUGUGGGGUCGAUCCUCUUCUUCGCCGAGCAGCUGAAGCUGUCCCUCACUCAGGAGUGCCGUCUGUGGAAACGAGCCUUCGGCGCCGCGCUCAACCGCCGCGCGUCCGCCCGCAUGGACGCCAUCUUCUCGCUGCUGGACGGGCUGACCAAGCGCCUGCAGCGGCCAAUCACGGACCUGGAGGACGUCCGGGGAGCCAUGGCGGCGCUCAGUGAGGUUCGGGAGGCGGAGGUUGGCAUUGACGCCGGCAUCGGUCCAGUGGAGGAAUCCUUCGCUCUGCUCCACAAACACGAGCUGCUCUUCAACGACGGGAACGCCGAGCACGUGGACGGCCUGGCGUACGGCUGGAACAACCUCAGCGCCCUGGUGGUGGAGAACCAGAACACUCUUGUGAGGAUCCAGCCCAGCAUGAAGGCAGACCUGCUGUCUGCAGUGCGGAGCUUCCAGAGCCACGUCCAGAGCUUCUCCACCGAGUACAACCACAGGGGCCCGGGGGUGGAGGGCCUGGCUCCAGCUGAAGCCAGCGAGCGGCUGCAGAGUUUCCAGGCCGAGUUUGAUCAGCUGUGGAGGAAAUACACCACCUACUCUGGAGGGGAGGCGCUGUUCGGACUGUCUGUUAACGAGUAUCCGGAGCUGCAGAGGAUCAAGAGGGAGCUCUCUCUGCUGUCCAAACUCUACACUUUGUAUAACUCCGUCAUCGACAGCGUCGCCGGAUACUACGACAUCCUGUGGGCCGACCUCAACAUCGAGAAGAUCAACACCGAGCUGCAGGACUUCCAGAACAGGAUCCGGAAGCUUCCAAAGGCGUUGAAGGAGUGGCAGGCCUUCAGAGAUCUGAAGAAAACCAUCGAUGACUUCACUGAGACCUGCCCUCUGCUCUACAUGAUGGCCAACAAGGCCAUGCUGUCCCGACACUGGACUCGUCUCAGCGAGCUGACCGGUCACAGCUUCCACGUGGAGUCGGAAACUUUCUCCCUCAGAAACAUCAUGGAGGCGCCGCUGCUGCAACACAAAGAAGACAUAGAGGAUGUUUGUAUCAGCGCGGUGAAGGAGCGGGACAUCGAGGCCAAGCUGAAGGACGUGGUGGCCGAGUGGAGCAGCCAGACGCUCGCCUUCGCCUCCUUCAGGAGCCGAGGAGAACUUCUGCUCAGAGGAGCCGACACAGCCGAGAAGAUCUCCAACAUGGAGGACAGUCUGAUGGUGCUGACGUCACUGCUGAGCAACAGGUACAACGCUCCGUUCAAGCCGACCAUCCAGCUGUGGGUCCAGAAACUCUCCAACACCUCUGAGAUCAUCGAGAAGUGGCUGUCGGUCCAGAACCUCUGGAUCUACCUGGAGGCCGUGUUCGUGGGCGGAGACAUUGCCAAGCAGCUGCCUCAGGAGGCCAAACGUUUCCACAACAUUGACAAGUCGUGGCAGAGGAUCAUGCAGCGGGCGCACGAGCUUCCCAACGUGGUGCAGUGCUGCGUGGGAGAUGAGACGCUCAGCCAGUUGCUCCCUCACCUCCUGGAGCAGUUGGAGUUUUGUCAGAAGUCUCUGUCCGGUUACCUGGAGAAGAAGCGCUUGGUUUUUCCUCGUUUCUUCUUCGUUUCUGACCCCGCCCUGCUGGAGAUUUUGGGCCAAGCCUCUGACUCGCACACUAUACAGGCUCAUCUGCUCAGUCUCUUUGACAACGUUAACAGAGUUGUUUUCAAUGAGAAAGUCUACGACCAGAUGAUCAGUUUUCAGUCUCAGGAAGGAGAAACUGUGGAGCUGAGCCAACCUCUCCUGGCACAGGGGAGCGUGGAGGUGUGGUUACACGCACUGCUAGCUGGUGUGAGGCAGACCCUCCACGCCAUCAUCCGUCAGGCCUACCUGGCCAUCAGCGACCCACAGCUGAAGCUGCUGGAGUAGUCGGCGUUCCCAGCUCAGGUCGGCCUGCUGGGCAUCCAGAUGAUCUGGACCAGGGACGCCGAAGAGGCUCACGUCCUCAGCAAGGCUGACAAGAAGAUCAUGCAGACGACCAAUCAGAAGUUCCUGGACAUCCUCAACGAGCUGAUCGACAUGACGACCAGGGAGCUGAGCAGGAACGAGAGGACCAAGUAGACGCUCAUCACCAUCCACGUCCACCAGAGGGACAUCUUGACGAGCUGGUGGGUGUGUCUGAACGUGCGAUCUGCAGCCGACUUUGAGUGGCAGAAACAGUCCAGGUUCUACUUCCUGGAGGAGAUGGACAGAUGUGUGAUCCAGAUCACAGACGUGGAAUUCAGCUACUGCAACGAGUACCUGGGCUGUACGGACCGACUGGUCAUCACCCCGCUGACAGACAGGUGUUACAUCACUCUGUCUCAGGCUCUGGGGAUGAGCAUGGGGGGGGCUCCGGCCGGUCCCGCAGGAACAGGUAAGACUGAGACCACUAGCAUGGGUCGCUGUCUGGGGAAAUACGUGGUGGUUUUCAACUGUUCGGACCAGAUGGACUACAGAGGACUCGGACGCAUCUACAAAGGUCUGGCCCAGUCCGGAGCCUGGGGUUGCUUCGAUGAGUUUAACCGCAUCGAGCUGCCGGUGCUGUCGGUGGCCGCCCAGCAGAUCUACGUGGUUCUGCAGUGUAAGAAGAACAAGAGGAAGCAGUUCGUCUUCACCGACGGAGACGUGGUCGACAUGGACCCGGAGUUCGGCAUCUUCCUCACCAUGAACCCCGGUUACGCUGGUCGCCAGGAGCUGCCAGAGAACCUGAAGAUCCAGUUUCGCACGGUGGCCAUGAUGGUCCCGGACCGAGCCAUCAUCAUGAGGGUCAAACUGGCCAGCGCGGGUUUCCGUGACAACCAGGUCCUCAGCAGGAAGUUCUACACCCUCUACAAGCUGUGUGAGGAGCAGCUCUCCAAACAGGUCCAUUAUGAUUUCGGUCUGAGGAACAUUCUGUCCGUUUUGAGGACGCUCGGCGCCGUGAAGAGAUCCAACCCGUCAGAACCAGAGCCGACUGUGGUGAUGAGAGUCCUGAGAGACAUGAACCUCUCCAAACUGGUCGACGAGGACGAGCCUCUGUUCAUGAGUCUGAUCAAUGAUCUGUUUCCUGGUAUCGUUCUGGAUAAAGCCGGGUAUCCAGACUUGGAGUCGUCCAUCUUCAGUCAGGCUGAGCAGGCCGGUCUGAUCCCUCAUCCCCCCUGGAUCCUCAAACUGGUUCAGCUCUACGAGACGCAGAGAGUCCGACACGGUAUGAUGACGUUGGGUCCGAGUGGCGCCGGGAAGACUGCCUGCAUCCACACGCUGAUGAAGGCCAUGUCGGAGUGCGGCUCGCCGCACCGCGAGAUGAGGAUGAACCCUAAAGCCAUCACGGCCUCGCAGAUGUUCGGCACGCUGGACGUCACCACCAACGACUGGACCGACGGCAUCUUCUCCACCCUGUGGAGGAAGACGCUCAAAGCCAAGAAGGGCGAGUACAUCUGGAUCGUGCUGGACGGUCCAGUAGACGCCAUCUGGAUCGAGAACCUGAACUCGGUUCUGGACGACAACAAAACUCUGACGCUGGCGAACGGAGACCGGAUCCCCAUGGCGCCCUGCUGCAAGAUAGUUUUCGAGCCGCACAACAUCGACAACGCGUCCCCGGCGACGGUGUCCAGGAACGGGAUGGUGUUCAUGAGUUCCUCGGUGCUGGGCUGGAGCCCCGUCCUGCAGGCCUGGCUACAGACGCUCCCGGAGCAGCAGGCCGAGGCCCUCACACUCUGCUUCAACUGCUGCUACCAGGACCUGUUGGACUUUGUGUCCACUGCCGUGUCUCCUAAGAUGCAGGUGUUGGAGUGUAUGUACAUCAGACAGAGUAUCGACCUGCUGCAGGGUUUGCUCCCAGCAGCGGAUGAGAAACAGGGUUGUCAUGGUGACGUGGGCCGUCUUUUUGUCUUUGCGGUGAUGUGGUCUCUCGGGGCGGUCCUGGAGCUGGACGACAGAGCCAAGAUGGAGGCCUUCCUGAAGAACCACAGCUCGUCUCUGGACCUGCCGCUCACCCAGGACCAGCAGACCAUCUUUGAGUUCACCGUCAACGAGCAGGGCCAGUGGGAGCAUUGGUCCAACAAGGUGCCAGAGUACGUUUACCCCAAAGACCACGUCCCCGACUACUCGGCCAUCCUGGUUCCCAACGUGGACAACGUGAGGACAGACUUCCUGAUGCAGACCAUCGUGAAGCAGAGGAAGGCCGUGCUGCUGAUCGGAGAGCAGGGAACCGCCAAGACCGUCAUGAUUAAGGGCUACACCAGUAAGCUGGACCCGGAGCUCCACCUCAGUAAGACGGUGAACUUCUCGUCGGCCACGCUGCCCAGCAUGUUCCAGCGGACCGUGGAGAGCUACAUCGACAAACGCAUGGGCGCCACCUACGGGCCGCCGGCCGGCCGCAGGAUGACCGUCUUCAUAGACGACAUCAACAUGCCCGUCAUCAACGAAUGGGGAGACCAGAUAACCAAUGAGAUUGUGCGCCAGCUGAUGGAGCAGGGAGGUUUCUACAGCCUGGAUCGUCCCGGAGAGUUCAUCACCGUGGUGGAUGUUCAGCUGGUGGCGGCUAUGAUCCACCCCGGUGGCGGGCGGAACGACAUCCCCCAGCGUCUGAAGAGGCAGUUCUCCAUCUUUAACUGCACGCUGCCCUCCAACUCCUCCAUCGAUAAGAUCUUCGGCACCGUGGCCGCAGGAUACUUCUGCCCAGAGAGAGGCUUCGCCGCCGGGGUCUGCCAGCUCGCCACGGCCCUCGUUCCCACCACCCGGAGGGUGUGGCAGGCCGUGAAGGCAAAGAUGUUACCGUCUCCUGCUAAGUUUCACUACAUCUUCAACCUGAGGGACCUCAGCCGGAUCUGGCAGGGGAUCCUGACGGUGAAGUCCGAGGCGUGUCCGAGCGCGGAGAUCCUCUCGGCUCUCUUCCAUCAUGAAUGUUGCCGAGUGAUCGCCGACCGAUUCAUCGACAGCAGCGACCGGCGAACCUUCAACGCCAUCAUGGAGAAGAUCACAGUGGAGGAUCAUGGGAGCGCGCUGACUGAGCAUGCUCAGUGGGACAGCUUCUUCGUGGACUUCCUGCGUGAAGCUCCCGAGGCGACGGGAGACGAAGCCGAAGACACCGAGCUGGAAGCUCCGAAGGUGUACGAGCCAAUCCCGUCGCUGGACGUGCUGGCGGAGCGGCUGUCUGUGUUUCAGCUGCAGUACAACGAGGCGGCGAGGGGCGGAGCCAUGGACCUGGUCUUCUUCAAGGACGCCAUGAGCCACCUGAUGCGGAUCUCGCGGAUCCUGCGGACGCCGCAGGGGAACGCCCUGCUGGUCGGGGUGGGGGGGUCGGGGAAGCAGAGUCUGACGAGGCUGGCGUCGUUCAUCGCAGGAUACCAGACCUUCCAGAUCACACUGACCAGGUCUUACAGCAGCAGUAACCUGCUGGAGGAUCUGAAGACUCUGUACCGUCUGGCUGGUCAGCGGGGGAAAGGAGUCACGUUCCUCUUCACCGACAACGACAUCAAGGACGAGGCCUUCCUGGAAUACAUGAACAACGUGCUGGCGAGCGGUGAAGUCUCCAACCUGUUUGCUCGUGACGAGCUGGAUGACAUCACUCAGGAGCUGAUUCCCGUGAUGAAGCGGCAGCAGCCUCGCCGCCCUCCGACCUCCGAGAACCUCUACGACUUCUUCCUGUCUCGGGUUCGGAGCAACCUGCACGUCGUGCUCUGCUUCUCGCCCGUCGGGGAGAAGUUUCGGACUCGUGCUUUAAAGUUCCCGGGCCUGAUAUCGGGCUGCACCGUGGACUGGUUCCAGCGCUGGCCUCGGGACGCCCUGGUGGCCGUGUCGCAGCACUUCCUGUCCCAGCACCAGGACCUCCACUGCUCAGAGGAGGUGAAGCAGAGCGUCGUGGUCACCAUGGGAGCCUUCCAGGACCUGGUGGCGGAGAAGUGUGCCGAGUACUUUGAGCGCUUCCGGCGUCAGACGUUUGUGACGCCCAAAUCCUACCUGUCCUUCAUCGACAGCUACAAGGUCAUCUACGGCGGGAAGAUCGCUGACGUCGGCACGCUGGCCGAGCGCAUGCAGACAGGUCUGUGUAAACUGAUGGAGGCGGAGCAGUCGGUGUCUCAGCUCUCGGAGGAGCUGGUCCUGAAGGAGCAGGAGCUCGCCGUGGCCUCCCAGAGGGCAGACGAAGUCCUGCAGGAGGUCACGGCGAAGGCUCAGGCCGCCGAAAAGGUGAAGCAGCAGGUGCAGAAGGUGAAGGAUAGAGCUCAGCUCAUCGUCGACGAGAUUGAAGCGGAUAAAACAUCAGCUGAAUCCAAACUGGAGGCUGCAAAACCAGCUCUGCAGGCCGCAGAGGAUGCACUACAGACGAUUAAACCGGCCGACAUCGCCACGGUGAGGAAGCUGCAGAAGCCCCCCCACCUCAUCAUGAGGAUCAUGGACGCCGUGCUGCUGCUGUUCCAGAGGAAGAUCGACACGGUGACCGCGGACCCCGAGCGGCCGUGUCCGCGACCUUCCUGGCCCGAGGCCAUGAAGCUGAUGCAGAACUCAGCCUUCCUCAGCAUGCUGCUCCACUUCAGCAAGGACUCCAUCACAGCGGAGGUGGUGGAGCUGCUCGCUCCCUACCUGGACAUGGACGACUAUAACCUGGAGUCGGCCAAGAGGAUCUGCGGCAACGUGGCGGGACUCUGCUCCUGGACCCAGGCCAUGGCCGACUUCUUCGCCAUCAACAAGGAGGUGCUGCCUCUCAAGGCUAACCUGGCCCUGCAGGAGGCCCGUCUGGUGGUGGCUCAGACUGAACUCUCUAAAGCUCAGGAACAGCUGGACGAGAAACAGCAGGAGCUGGACGCAGUGCAGGCGCUUUACGACGCUGCCAUGAAGGAGAAGCAGGACCUGGAGGACGGACGCCUCAGGCCUGUCCCUCAAGAUGUCCAGCUCUGCUCUCGGUCCUGGUCUGGUCCCUCUCGGUCCUGGUCUGGUGUGUUUCAGGUCCGUUGGACCGACAGCAGCGCCGGGUUCCAGACGCAGAUCAAACACCUGGUGGGGGACGUCCUGCUGGCGGCGGGCUUCCUGUCCUACGCCGGGCCCUUCAACCAGGAGUUUCGCAGCCUGAUGCUGGAGCUGUGGAAGACCGAGAUGAAGGAGAAGCUCAUCCCCUUCAGUCCUGACUUGAACGUGAUUGGUCUGCUGGUGGACAACGCCACAGUGAGCGAGUGGAACCUGCAGGGUUUACCCAGCGACGACCUGUCCAUCCAGAACGGAAUCGUGGUGACGAAGGCGUCCCGCUACCCGCUGCUGAUAGACCCCCAGGGCCAGGGCAAGACCUGGAUCCAGAACCGAGAGAGAGACCAGCAGCUGCAGGUGACGUCUCUGAACCAUAAAUAUUUCCGUUCCCACCUGGAGGACAGUCUGUCUCUGGGGCGCCCCCUGCUGCUGGAGGAUGUAGGGGAGGACCUGGACCCCAUCCUGGACAACAUACUGGACAAAAACUACAUCAAGUCUGGAUCAACUUAUAAAGUGAAGGUAGGCGAUAAAGAGGUGGAUGUGAUGAAGGGCUUCACCCUCUACAUCACCACCAAGCUGGCCAACCCGGCAUACAGCCCCGAGGUCAGCGCCAGGACGGCCGUGGUCGACUUCACCGUCACCCAGCGCGGCCUGGAGGACCAGCUGCUGGGACGGGUCAUCCUGCUGGAGAAACAGGAGCUGGAGGCGGAGCGAGUGAAGCUCUUAGAGGAGGUGACGUCCAACAAGAGGAAGAUGCAGGAGCUGGAGGACAGUCUGCUGUUCAGGUUGACCAGCACUCAGGGGUCCUUGGUGGAGGACCAGUCUCUGAUCGAGGUUCUGAGGGUCACCAAGACCACCGCCCAGGAGGUGAGCGAGAAGCUGUCGGUGGCGGCGGAGACGGAGGGGAAGAUCAACCAGGCCAGGGAGGAGUACCGGCCCGUGGCCACCAGGGGCAGUAUCCUGUACUUCCUGAUCGUGGAGAUGUCGCUGGUCAACGUCAUGUACCAGACCUCUCUGCGCCAGUUCCUGGGGCUCUUCGACUCGUCCAUGCAGCACUCGGCCAAGUCGCAGCUCACCGCCAAACGCAUCGGCAACAUCAUCAACUUCCUCACAUACCAGGUGUACUGUUACACAGCCCGGAGUCUGUAUGAGGAACACAAACUGCUCUUCACUCUGCUGCUGGCUCUGAAGAUCGAUCUGCAGGCCCGAAACAUCUCGCACCCCGAGGUGCUCACCUUCGUCAAAGGUGGAGCCUCCCUGGAUCUGAACUCUGUAGAAGCCAAACCACGGCGCUGGAUCCUGGAUCAGACCUGGCUGAACCUGGUGCAGCUGUCCAGCCUGCCGCCAUUCACCCAGAUCCUGAGCCAGGUGAGCCAGAACGAGCGUGCCUGGAGGACGUGGUUCGACCAUCCGACGCCGGAGCAUGCCAAACUGCCCGAUGGCUACGAGGAAAGGCUCGACACCUUCCGGAAGCUUCUGCUCAUCCGGAGCUGGUGUCCCGACCGAACCACCGCUCAGGCGCGUAACUACAUCUCGGACUCUCUGGGUCAGCAGUACGCUGAAGGUCUGGUUCUGGACCUGGACGCCAUGCUGGCAGAGAGUGACAACAGGACGCCGAUGGUCUGUCUGCUGUCGAUGGGCUCGGACCCGACUGAAAACAUAGAGAGGCUGGCCAAGAACAAGGGGGCGCCGUGCCGUCCCAUCUCCAUGGGGCAGGGCCAGGAGGUUCACGCUCGCAGGCUAUUGGCCAACAGCAUGACGGACGGCGGCUGGCUCCUCCUCCAGAACUGCCACCUGGGACUGGACUUCCUGGACGAGCUGCUGGAGACGGUCACCGCGGCAACGCCAGAGGGCACGCACAAGGGUUUCCGCGUGUGGCUGACGACCGACGUGCACCCCAGGUUUCCCAUCACCUUCCUCCAGUCCUCCAUCAAGUUCACCAACGAGCCUCCUCUCGGGAUGAAAGCCGGUCUGAAGAGGACUUUCGGGGGCGUCACCCAGGACCAGUUGGAGAUCAGCAACCUGCCUCAGUGGAAACCUCUGCUGUACGCCGUGGCCUUCCUGCACACCACCGUGCAGGAGCGCCGUAAGUUCGGUCCGCUCGGCUGGAACAUCCCGUACGAGUUCAACCAGGCAGAUUUCACCUCCAGCAUGCAGUUUGUGCAGAACCACCUGGACGACCUGGACCCAAAGAGAGGAGUCAACUGGAGCUGCCUGCGCUACAUGCUGGGCGAGGUCCAGUACGGCGGCCGGGUGACAGACGACUUGGACAAACAUCUCCUCAACACCUUCACUCGGGUCUGGUUCAGCGAGUACACCUUCAGCGACAAGUUCUGCUUCUACAAGGGCUACAGCAUCCCCGGGAGGGCCAAGACGGUCCAGGACGUCCUGCAGCACAUCGAGGCCCUGCCGCUGGUCGACUCUCCUGAGGUCUUUGGGCUCCACCCCAACGCUGACAUCACCUACCAGACCAACCUGGCCAAUGAGACGCUCAGCACCAUCAUCAACAUCCAACCGAAGGACAGCGGGGGCGGGGCCGGGGAGACCAGGGAGGCCAGCGUGCAGAGACUGGCCGGGGAGAUGCUGGAGAAGCUGCCACCCGACUACGUCCCGCACCAGGUCAAAGGUCAGCUGCAGAAGAUGGGUCCGCUUCAGCCAAUGAACAUCUUCCUGCGGCAGGAAGUGGACCGCAUGCAGCGGGUCAUCAGCAUCGUCCGGAGCACGCUCACCGACCUCAAACUGGCCAUCGACGGCACCAUCAUCAUGUCGGAGGACCUGCGCGAUGCUCUGGACUGCAUGUUCGACGCUCGGAUCCCCCGCCUGUGGCUGCGGCUCAGCUGGCCGUCGGCCACGCUGGGCUUCUGGUUCAGCGAGCUGCUGGAGAGGAACCAGCAGCUGAGCGGCUGGAUCGGCGCCGGCAGACCCAACCAGUUCUGGCUCACAGGCUUCUUCAACCCACAGGGUUUUCUGACUGCCAUGCGCCAGGAGACAACGCGCGCCAACCUGUCCAGGGGCUGGGCCUUGGAUACCGUCACCCUUAGCAACGAUGUGACCAAGAUGAUGAGGGAGGACGUGUCGGCUCCGCCCCCGGAGGAUGUGGGCGGAGUCUACAUCUACGGCCUCUUCCUGGACGGGGCGGGAUGGGACCGCCGCAGCGCCAAACUCUCGGAGGCCCCGCCCAAGGUCCUCUUCACUCCUCUCCCCGUGGUCCACGUCUAUGCCGUCAGCGCCGCCGCUGGCGUGGGCGGGGGUGCAGCGGCUGCGGUCAGCCUGUACUCGUGUCCCGUCUAUAAGAAACCGCGUCGGACCGACCUGAACUUCAUCUUCUCUCUGCAGCUGCGCAGCGUCCAGCCAGCGGAGCACUGGACGCUGAGAGGCGCCGCGCUGCUCUGCGACUGCAAGUAACCCUCCGACGCCGUGAGUCAACAUCAACGUUAUUGUUCCGCCGCAGAGAAGACAA
Messenger RNA from Perca fluviatilis (European perch), 14353 nucleotides. RefSeq names its product dynein, axonemal, heavy chain 5 like (gene dnah5l). Gene Ontology annotation, biological process: microtubule-based movement. The record is from RefSeq and is a predicted model, not a curated record. Gene Ontology annotation, cellular component: dynein complex. Gene Ontology annotation, molecular function: minus-end-directed microtubule motor activity; dynein intermediate chain binding; ATP binding. NCBI's taxonomy places the organism in Eukaryota, Metazoa, Chordata, Actinopteri, Perciformes, Percidae.